Messenger RNA from Arabidopsis lyrata subsp. lyrata, 1793 nucleotides. RefSeq names its product UDP-xylose transporter 3. Gene Ontology annotation, cellular component: Golgi apparatus. The record is from RefSeq and is a predicted model, not a curated record. The transcript has 9 exons. NCBI's taxonomy places the organism in Eukaryota, Viridiplantae, Streptophyta, Magnoliopsida, Brassicales, Brassicaceae. Gene Ontology annotation, molecular function: antiporter activity; UDP-xylose transmembrane transporter activity. Bases 344 to 1417 code for a protein of 357 amino acids.
AUCAAAUAUGAACGUGGAUCAUGAAUUACUAUUUGUUUGAUAAUUACGAUUAUAUCCCGCGGUUAAUUUCUCUGGUAGGGCCUAUCAAACGUAGAAAGCGAAAACUAUCUUCUUCCGCUCUCUCUCUCUCACUAUUUUUCUCUGUACGGUGGUGAGUGAAGACCAUCAAAAUUGCAGAAAAUAGGCUUAAUCUGAAUCUCUUCUCCUCCGUCGAUGUUUUGAAUUCUCUCUGGUUCUCCAAUUCUCCUCUCGAGCUGCCUUAAGCUUCGCAUUUACGUUUAGCACGAAUGAGAUCAUCGUAGAUCGUGAUUGAAGAAGCGAGAGAUAAAUUAGGAGAGCGAAGAUGAGCGAGGGCCAGAAGUUCCAGUUGGGAACAAUCGGCGCUUUGAGUUUGUCCGUUGUGUCGUCUGUCUCCAUCGUGAUCUGUAACAAAGCACUUAUUAGCACCCUUGGCUUCACAUUCGCGACUACUUUGACAAGUUGGCAUCUUUUGGUCACAUUUUGUUCCCUUCAUGUGGCAUUAUGGAUGAAGAUGUUCGAACACAAGCCUUUUGAUCCACGAGCUGUGAUGGGAUUUGGCAUAUUGAAUGGGAUAUCCAUAGGACUAUUGAACCUCAGCCUGGGCUUUAAUUCUGUCGGUUUUUACCAGAUGACAAAACUAGCAAUCAUCCCCUGCACUGUUCUCUUGGAGACCCUCUUCUUCAGGAAAAAGUUCAGUCGAAAAAUCCAGUUUUCAUUAACCAUCCUUCUCCUUGGUGUUGGAAUUGCAACCGUCACAGAUCUUCAACUUAAUAUGCUGGGUUCAGUCUUGUCGCUGCUGGCUGUUGUCACAACUUGUGUUGCUCAAAUUAUGACAAAUACCAUCCAGAAGAAGUUCAAAGUUUCAUCCACGCAACUUCUGUAUCAGUCUUGCCCGUAUCAAGCAAUCACUCUUUUCGUCACUGGGCCAUUUUUAGAUGGGCUCCUAACCAAUCAGAACGUGUUUGCUUUCAAGUACACUUCUCAAGUAGUGUUCUUCAUCGUCCUGUCCUGCCUCAUAUCAGUCUCUGUAAACUUCAGCACAUUUCUUGUCAUUGGAAAAACAUCUCCUGUCACAUAUCAGGUUCUGGGACAUCUCAAAACAUGCCUGGUUCUAGCAUUUGGCUAUGUGUUGCUGCGAGACCCAUUCGACUGGCGCAACAUUCUUGGUAUUCUGGUGGCUGUGAUUGGAAUGGUUGUUUAUUCCUAUUACUGCUCGAUUGAGACUCAGCAGAAGGCAAGCGAAACCUCAACUCAGUUGCCUCAGAUGAAAGAGAGCGAGAACGAUCCUCUAAUAGCAGCUGAAAAUGGAAGCGGAGUGUUAUCAGAUGGUGGUGGGGGAGUGCAGCAAAAGACAGUGGCUCCUGUAUGGAACUCAAAUAAAGAUUUUCAAGCCUAAAGCUUUGAUCAUCGCUAUUUUUUUUUAUAUAAUACCAACUCUCUUUGUAUCAGAUUUGUCCCCCCAAAAAAAACAAACUUUUUAAUUUCUCUUUUUUUUCUUCCCUUUUAAAUAUGCAUAGCAGAGAAGUAGGGGAGACUGAAAAUCAACAACAUUCCACACCAUAUGGAAAAAGAAGAAAGUAGAGAGUGAGGGGAAGAAAAGGGAACAGCUUUGAAUUGAUGAUCCAUUUUAUUAUACACAGCAGCUUUUUUGUCUUUUGUUUUUUGUUUUUCUUGUUUUUGGAUUUAGUAUUACAACUCUGUAUUCAAAAGGCUGUGGCUAUAUUCAUCAACACUGAAAACGUAUAUUUGAUUUUAGACUCUUUUUUAUGAAA